AUGGAUGGAUGUGGCUGGAAGGAAAUGGAGGUGGCUCUGGUCAACUUCGACAACUCAGACGAGCCCCAGGAACAGCCGGGCUACGCCGCGGACUUCAGCGCCACCAGCCCGAGGGGGCGGCCCGGGGGCAGCCCCUUCUCCACCUGGAGGAUGCUCCUCGGCGACGGCGGCAGCCACGAGACCGCCUUCUCCAGGCUCCCGGGGGACUGCGCCGACCCCGCGGGGCCCGAGCCGGCGGCCAAUGAGGGGAACCAGCGGGUGAUCAUCAACAUCGCCGGGCUGCGGUUCGAGACCCAGCUCCGGACCCUCAGCCAGUUCCCCGACACCCUCCUGGGGGACCGCGAGAAGAGGGUGCAGUUCUUCGACUCCAUGAGAAACGAGUAUUUCUUUGACAGGAACCGGCCCAGUUUUGAUGGAAUCCUGUAUUAUUACCAGUCCGGUGGGAAAAUCCGGCGCCCGGCCAACGUCCCUAUAGACGUCUUCACAGACGAGAUCGCCUUCUACGAGCUGGGGAGCGAGGCCAUGGACGCGUUCCGGGAGGGCGAAGGCUUCAUCAAGGACCCCGAGAUACCGCUCCCCGCCAACGACUUCCACCGGCAGUUCUGGCUCCUCUUCGAGUACCCGGAGAGCUCCGUGGCCGCCCGCGGCGUGGCCACCGUCUCCGUGCUGGUUGUGGUCAUCUCCAUCACCAUCUUCUGCAUGGAGACGCUGCCCGAGUUCCGAGAGGACAGGGAGGUGAAGAUGGUGAGGGACCCGGGCCUCAACGUCAGCAGGGCCAUCCUGUCCCCGACCAUGUUCACGGACCCUUUCUUCACGGUGGAGUCCACCUGCAUCGUGUGGUUCACCUUCGAGCUGCUGCUGCGCUUCGCCGUCUGCCCCAGCAAGACCGGCUUCUUCAAGAGCGUCAUGAACGUCAUCGACAUCAUCUCCAUCGUCCCCUACUUUGCAACCGUCACCACGGAGCUGGUCCAGGAGGUGCAGCCGACGGCCGAGCAGAACGUGUCGCUGGCCACCCUGCGGGUCAUCCGGCUGGUGCGGGUCUUCCGCAUCUUCAAGCUGUCCCGCCACUCCAAGGGGCUGCAGAUCCUGGGCCAGACGCUGAAGGCGUCCAUGCGCGAGCUGGGGCUCCUCAUCUUCUUUCUGUUCAUCGGCGUCAUUCUCUUCUCCAGCGCCAUCUACUUCGCCGAGGCCGACGAGCCGCAGUCCCAUUUCUCCAGCAUCCCUGAUGGCUUCUGGUGGGCAGUGGUCACCAUGACAACGGUGGGCUACGGGGACAUGUGCCCGACCACGGCGGGGGGCAAGAUUGUGGGCAUCCUGUGCGCCAUCGCGGGGGUCCUGACCAUCGCACUCCCCGUGCCGGUCAUCGUCUCCAACUUCAACUACUUCUACCACCGGGAGACGGAGAAAGGACAGGGGCAAAAAGACGCCCCAGGAGAAUUCAACAAAGUCCCGCGCAGCGCCGGGCCCAGAAUGGGCAGCACGGACUCUCUGAGUAAGACCAACGGUGGCUGCUCCCCGGAGAAGUCCAGGGAGUGAUCCGGUCUGUCGGGGCGGCCGGGCUCCCUGAGUCCCCCUGUCUCUGUGUCUCUGUGUC
Messenger RNA from Miniopterus natalensis, 1594 nucleotides. It is a transcript of the gene KCNA10, whose product is annotated as potassium voltage-gated channel subfamily A member 10. Gene Ontology annotation, biological process: protein homooligomerization; potassium ion transmembrane transport; action potential. Gene Ontology annotation, molecular function: delayed rectifier potassium channel activity; protein binding. Gene Ontology annotation, cellular component: voltage-gated potassium channel complex; membrane. Lineage: Eukaryota; Metazoa; Chordata; Mammalia; Chiroptera; Miniopteridae. The record is from RefSeq and is a predicted model, not a curated record.